AUGGCGUACGCAGCUCCUAAACCCACGAAGCCUGGUCUGGAGGAGUCUCAAGAACAGAUCCACAAGAUCAGGAUUACCCUUUCCUCCAAACACGUCCAAAAUCUCGAAAAGGUUUGUGGUGAUUUGGUUCGUGGUGCCAAGGAUAAGCGUCUUAGAGUGAAGGGACCUGUUAGGAUGCCCACUAAAGUUCUUCACAUCACUACUAGGAAGUCCCCUUGUGGAGAAGGUACUAACACCUGGGAUAGAUUUGAACUCCGUGUGCACAAGAGAGUCAUUGACCUAUACAGCUCUCCAGAUGUUGUUAAGCAAAUCACCUCCAUCACCAUUGAACCCGGUGUCGAGGUUGAAGUGACCAUUGCAGACGCUUGA
This is a messenger RNA of Lathyrus sativus (Indian pea), 369 nucleotides long. The record is from the annotation of a GenBank genome assembly. NCBI's taxonomy places the organism in Eukaryota, Viridiplantae, Streptophyta, Magnoliopsida, Fabales, Fabaceae.